Xenopus laevis (African clawed frog) is the source of this 1326-nucleotide messenger RNA. RefSeq lists its product as uncharacterized. The record is from RefSeq and is a predicted model, not a curated record. The coding region runs from base 95 to 649 and encodes 184 amino acids. NCBI's taxonomy places the organism in Eukaryota, Metazoa, Chordata, Amphibia, Anura, Pipidae. The transcript is spliced from 4 exons.
UUAUAAAUACAAAGACGGAAUUGGGUCGGGCUGCGGGACUGUGCCUGUGAUUAACCGGGUUAAUUGUGCUCUCCUUCAUGAUAACUGCGAGCAAAUGAAGAUGAUUGACAAUAUAGAGUGCAAUGGAUCUUUGUCUGGACAGGACAUUUGGGCGGAGAUUUGUCCAUGUCCUACUGGAGCCCAAACUUCGCAUGUCACAGAGGCUUUUUCUGACUCGUUCCUGUGCAGUCCUCCUGAGGGAAAUACUGAUAGGGAAUUGCAAGAUUGCAAUGAGAUGGAAAUUGAUUGCCUCUGCCCUAACCAGAAGCCUUGGGCCCCAUUACAAGACUCUGAGGUUUAUCUUGCUUCCCUAGAACGAAAGCUGCAGAAGAUUAAAGGCCACUCUCGAGAAAUGACGUCCAAAGAAAUGCUGCACUCACUUGGACAGGCUAAGAAAGAAUCAUGGGACAGAUUUCUGCAGGAGAAUUUGGAACCUGAACCAUAUGUGGAAGACUGUGAAGUGGAUUCCAGCUCACUGGAACAUCUGAGAAGGUGGCUGCAGCCAGAGAAGGUUGCCAUAAACACAGAGGAAGUGCAACAUCUUAUUCCAGCAGAAUCUCUAACAGAGAAAGCAGAAAAUGAUCAGGACUCUGCAUCUGCAGAAAAAUAAGAUCCUGCAAAUCAAAUAUUGGCCUGUGUUGCAUUUUUUGGGAGAAAUAAGUGGGGAAAAGAAGCACCAUCAGCAACUCAGGAGACUUGCACUAGUGACAGGCUCAUACCUCAUGUGCAGAGUCCUUACAUACUGUAUGAAGAGCCAUCUAUAGGCAACUUGUUCUGCCUACUGUACCGUAGUGUAACUACAAGCACAUGGGCCCCAAAACACCCGUGUCUCCAGUCAUGUACAGUUUCCUUAUCUCACCCCCUCUAUCAACUCAUGUGUCUCACUACAUAUGAAUGUUAGUUGGUUCAUUUGCACAUGAUUUUUUAAAAUGUAAAAAAUCACCAUAAAGGGAAUUAAAACCUAAUGAGAACUUUUGUAACUGAACCCCCAUAUCCUUCCAAACGUUGAUUUUUAUACCCUUGCACUCAACGUAUCCUGGAAAUGGUUUGAUAUCUGCUGUCCCUCUAUUGUCAGGGUCAUGUUUAUGUUUGAUGGUUACAGUUAUGGCACAGUAUAUAUAAGGUACAGAGCAGUCAGGGAUGUCAAGAGUUGUUGUUAAAAAGGUUGCAGGGUGGACAUCCCUUAUUUACAUAAUUUCUUCCCCUUAGAUCGGAGGCCCAACCUUCUUGCCAGGAGACUCUGAUUUCAAACCCCAACUAUCCAUGUAAAAUAAAAGACAUAAUGUA